CAAUCAUGCUCGGGAAUUCCGUGACGUGGGAGAAAGUGAGCCAUCUCUCCGUCGUGGACGAGCUGCACAUGCAACUGCUGGAGGCGCAAAUGGAACUUUCCGCCGCGAAGAAGGCUGCCUCUCGUAAUGACCAAGGGAUCGACACGGACACCAACGCCAAGGCGGUUGGCGUGUGGAGCGUGACCAUCCUUGGGGCCGAGGAGCUCAACUUGGACGGGAUACUGGACCUGAACCUCACGGGGAUGACCACAGUCGUGGGCUCUGUGGCGAUCGCUGCAUCUUCUGUUGAAAAGGGAAAGGCGUAUGUUCGUUUGGCCAAGACCGACGCGACCACAGUGGACAGCGUCACGAAGCGCUGUUUCUGGAACAAAGCAACUACCACCGCCGUGUUCACUGGCGUCAAGUCCAAGACGGCGACGGCGACUCUCACGCUGCACCAUCCGUCUCCUGUCGUGGCCGAUGUGUUUAUCGGUACCUGCAAGCUGGACGUGUCGAGUCUGCUGGACCAGGAACCGGUGACGUUGUGGGUUCCGUUGACCGGCCCACCAGGCCAACCUGCGACGGAUGCAACAUCUUAUGGACAGGUGCAUGUGACCAUGUCGUUUGAAUACGACGUCGUCACGCGACUCGAACGUUCCGUGGCGGCAUUGAUCGCACAAAAGGAACAUUUGCAGGCCCAAGCUCGUCUGUACGACCUUACCGCGCCAUUAGUCAACGCGUCGGCGCGGCAUCCCGCCGCCUUUGGCGCGGCUGCCACCGGCGCCGGGCUCUACAUUCCCGGACACGUGUUCACCCCCGAGGUGUUUCACCCGGCGGCGGUGGCGCGCACGCCGCUUGCGGACGGCACCAAGGUCGUGACCCCGUUUGGCCAAGGCACAGUUGUGACAUUCCGCGAAUCCACGCGCAUGUACGUGGUGUUGCUGGCGGCCGCCCCGGGCCAAGUGAAGCGGUCGACCAUCGCCUAUCUCCGCGAGGACAGCGUCGCCGACGCCCCAGUGGAGCCGCGGCUGCGAUAUGGUGUCCAUGUAACGACUCCGUACGGCCCCGGCACCGUCGACAGUGUCCGAGCCAGCGACGGCGUCGUGCGCGUAACGUCCACAUUUGGCACGUUGUUUUUGCAGCCGCAGGACGUUGUGACGGUGGAUGAUGCUGCAUCCGCCGCCUCCAUGACCAACAAGGAACGCAUCGACGCGGCGGUGGCCAAGUCCACGGACGGCAACGCCGCGUUCAAAGCCGACGCGCUGGACGACGCCGUGACAUGCUACCUGGCGAGCCUCUCGUUUCUCAAGCAUGUCGACCAGGACGCGGCUACGCACAAGGAGAAGGCGGUGGUGCUGCAGACGAUGAUCCGAUGUCAUUUGAACCUCGCCGCGUGCAAGUUGAAGCGCAACCAACAUGCCGACGCGUGGACCGCGUGCUCGAACGCAAUCUCCAUCUUGCAAGCGCUCGUGGAGAACCGCGAUGGCAAGGUCGCGGCGUGGAUGGGCCGCCUCGGCAUGACAGAAGCGCAAAUCUUCCAUGAAUGGCCGAGCAAAGCGAGGUUCCGCCGCGCCACGGCGCUCGUGGCCAUGGACAACGACGUCGAAGCCAGACAGGACCUCAUGGUCGCGGUCAAGUUGAUGCCCAAGGACAAGGCAUGCCGACAGCUCUUGGAAGCGGUGACCAAGCGCAUGGCCCUGGAGAAGGAGAAGGACAAAUUGCGAUGGGGGGGAUUCCUCGUAAAGGACGAAUCGUCACCCUCCUCCCAACCCGACAACAGCACGCCGCCAUCCACCACUAGUACCACGAUUUCACCCAAGAAGGAUAAGGCGACAAAGAAUACAGGUGUCGACGGAAAGGACGAGAAAGGGACCGUGCCUUGGUACCACAACACGACCGUCGUCGCCGCGGCCUCGGUGGCGGUCGCAGGCGCGGCGGUGCUCCUCCUGUCGGGGCUGUCGAAACGGAAUAAGUAGUAGUACAAUAUCAUGUAGAAAAAACCCUUGAGGUACGCGUUCAUUCACA
This is a messenger RNA of Aphanomyces astaci, 2004 nucleotides long. RefSeq lists its product as hypothetical. The record is from RefSeq and is a predicted model, not a curated record. Gene Ontology annotation, molecular function: protein binding. Lineage: Eukaryota; Oomycota; Saprolegniomycetes; Saprolegniales; Verrucalvaceae. Bases 6 to 1955 code for a protein of 649 amino acids. The transcript is spliced from 2 exons.